This is a messenger RNA of Bursaphelenchus xylophilus (pine wood nematode), 219 nucleotides long. The record is from the annotation of a GenBank genome assembly. Lineage: Eukaryota; Metazoa; Nematoda; Chromadorea; Rhabditida; Aphelenchoididae.
AUGACAGUGAUAUGUGCUAUGUGUGAAAGCGUCGAGGAUAUCGGCUGGCCAUGCAAUCUCCAAGGAAUUCCUUACUGCAACGAUGAUAAACCUACCCUUGACUACUCAACCUGUUUUGUCAAAGGCACCUUGGCCAAUUUCGGUCGCGCACUAACCGAACCUAACCAUCUGGGGGAACGACGUCAUAUGACGUCCAGUGAUGACAUCGCUGCGUCUUAG